Messenger RNA from Mus pahari (shrew mouse), 3976 nucleotides. RefSeq names its product sulfatase 2 (gene Sulf2). Gene Ontology annotation, cellular component: plasma membrane; Golgi apparatus; endoplasmic reticulum. Gene Ontology annotation, molecular function: glycosaminoglycan binding; calcium ion binding; N-acetylglucosamine-6-sulfatase activity. Lineage: Eukaryota; Metazoa; Chordata; Mammalia; Rodentia; Muridae. The record is from RefSeq and is a predicted model, not a curated record. Bases 432 to 3071 code for a protein of 879 amino acids. The transcript has 21 exons.
GGCUGGAUUCUCUGCGCGCCAGCCCGGGGGCCUGAUCCAUGGCCCUCGCGACUUCGCGCCGGUGUCUGGUGGACUAAGAGAUGCGCCCCCGGUCCGAGUGGCACACACGCGCGCACACACGCACGCGCGGUCCCGGCUCGCCGGCAGCUCCCUGCUCAACGCACAUCAGCCUCAACUCCGCGCCCAGGGCGAGCGGGAGCGGGUGCGGGUGAGUGCGCCCCGGGCCCGCGAGGGUGCGCGCUCGGCGGCGGGAGCGCGGCCGGCCACCGGCUCGGCAGGCAGCAGGCCGGGAGCCGCCGGGACUUCGGGCCGGGGCGCGGGGCGGCCGCGGCGGCGGAGAUCCUGAGGGAAGAGGGGAACAAAUCCCAUCCUCACGGUUCCACCUCAGCCUCUGCAUCCAGGAAGAAGCAAAGGACCAGCACGCCACGCCAAUGGCACCCCCUGGCCUGCCUCUAUGGCUGCUGUCCACCGCUCUCCUCUCCCUGCUGGCUGGCAGCUCGGCCUUCCUUUCCCAUCCCCGCCUGAAGGGCCGUUUCCAGAGGGACCGCAGGAACAUCCGGCCCAACAUCAUCUUGGUGCUCACGGAUGACCAGGACGUGGAGCUGGGCUCCAUGCAGGUGAUGAACAAGACAAGACGGAUCAUGGAGCAGGGCGGGGCGCACUUCAUCAAUGCCUUUGUGACUACACCAAUGUGCUGUCCAUCUCGCUCCUCCAUCCUCACCGGCAAGUACGUCCACAAUCACAACACCUACACCAACAACGAGAACUGUUCCUCGCCCUCCUGGCAGGCCCAGCACGAGAGCCGCACCUUCGCUGUGUAUCUCAACAGCACAGGCUACCGGACAGCUUUCUUCGGAAAAUACCUCAAUGAAUACAACGGCUCGUAUGUGCCGCCCGGCUGGAAGGAGUGGGUCGGGCUCCUUAAGAACUCCCGUUUUUAUAACUACACACUCUGCCGGAAUGGGGUGAAGGAGAAACAUGGCUCGGACUACUCCACGGAUUAUCUCACGGAUCUCAUCACCAAUGACAGUGUGAGCUUCUUCCGAACAUCCAAGAAGAUGUACCCACACAGGCCUGUGCUCAUGGUCAUCAGCCACGCGGCUCCCCACGGCCCCGAGGACUCGGCACCCCAGUACUCACGCCUCUUCCCCAAUGCGUCCCAGCACAUCACACCAAGUUACAACUAUGCACCCAACCCAGACAAGCAUUGGAUCAUGCGCUACACGGGACCCAUGAAGCCCAUUCACAUGGAAUUCACCAACAUGCUACAACGCAAACGCCUACAGACCCUCAUGUCUGUGGACGACUCCAUGGAGACGAUCUAUGACAUGCUGGUGGAGACGGGGGAACUGGACAACACCUACAUCGUGUACACCGCUGACCACGGCUACCACAUUGGCCAGUUUGGGCUAGUGAAGGGCAAGUCCAUGCCGUAUGAAUUCGACAUCAGAGUCCCGUUCUACGUGAGGGGCCCCAACGUGGAAGCUGGCUCUCUGAACCCCCACAUCGUCCUCAACAUUGACCUGGCCCCCACCAUACUGGAUAUCGCUGGGCUGGACAUCCCUGCAGACAUGGACGGGAAGUCCAUUCUCAAACUACUGGACUCAGAGCGGCCAGUGAACCGGUUCCACUUGAAAAAGAAGCUGAGGGUCUGGCGAGACUCCUUCCUGGUGGAGAGAGGCAAACUGCUCCACAAGAGGGAGGGCGACAAAGUGAAUGCCCAGGAGGAGAACUUCCUGCCCAAGUACCAGCGCGUGAAGGACCUGUGUCAGCGAGCUGAGUACCAGACAGCGUGCGAACAGCUGGGGCAGAAGUGGCAGUGUGUGGAGGACGCUUCCGGGACGCUGAAGCUACACAAGUGUAAAGGCCCCAUGAGGUUCGGAGGCGGCGGUGGCGGUGGUGGCAGAGCCCUCUCCAACCUGGUGCCCAAGUAUGAUGGCCAGAGCAGCGAGGCCUGCAGCUGUGACAGCGGCGGCGGUGGCGGAGGGGACUACAAACUAGGCCUGGCUGGACGCCGUAAGCUCUUUAAGAAAAAGUACAAGACCAGCUAUGCCCGGAACCGCUCCAUCCGUUCCGUGGCCAUCGAGGUGGACGGCGAGAUAUACCACGUAGGCUUGGAUACCGUGCCUCAGCCCCGCAACCUUACUAAGCGGCACUGGCCAGGGGCCCCCGAAGACCAAGAUGACAAGGAUGGUGGCAGUUUCAGUGGUACUGGUGGCCUUCCGGAUUAUUCUGCCCCCAAUCCCAUUAAAGUGACCCAUCGGUGCUACAUCCUUGAGAAUGACACGGUCCAGUGCGACUUGGACCUGUACAAGUCCCUGCAGGCUUGGAAGGACCACAAGCUCCACAUCGACCAUGAGAUCGAAACCCUGCAGAACAAAAUUAAGAACCUUCGGGAAGUCAGGGGUCACCUGAAGAAGAAGCGACCAGAAGAAUGUGACUGCCAUAAAAUCAGUUACCACAGCCAACACAAAGGCCGACUCAAGCACAAGGGCUCCAGCCUGCACCCUUUCAGGAAGGGUCUGCAGGAGAAGGACAAGGUGUGGCUGCUGCGGGAGCAGAAACGCAAGAAGAAACUGCGCAAGCUGCUCAAACGGCUGCAGAACAACGAUACGUGCAGCAUGCCCGGCCUCACGUGCUUUACCCACGACAACCACCACUGGCAGACGGCGCCGCUCUGGACCCUGGGGCCCUUCUGCGCCUGCACCAGCGCCAACAAUAACACGUACUGGUGCUUGAGGACCAUCAACGAGACCCACAACUUCCUCUUCUGUGAAUUUGCAACCGGCUUCAUAGAAUACUUUGACCUCAGUACAGACCCCUACCAGCUGAUGAACGCGGUGAACACACUGGACAGGGACAUCCUCAACCAACUGCAUGUGCAGCUCAUGGAGCUAAGGAGCUGUAAAGGCUAUAAGCAGUGUAACCCCCGGACCCGCAACAUGGACCUGGGGCUUAGAGACGGAGGAAGCUAUGAACAAUACAGGCAGUUUCAGCGUCGAAAAUGGCCAGAAAUGAAGAGACCGUCUUCCAAAUCACUGGGACAGCUAUGGGAAGGCUGGGAAGGCUAAGCGGCCCUAGAGAGGAACCUCCAAAACCAGGGGCCUCGAGUGGCUGCCCAGGCCAUGCAAAGAAAAAAAAAAAAAAACACCCGAUUCCCAGAAGACGAAUGUCGGAACUGGGAGACCUGACAGGAGGCAGGGCCUGCUCUUGGGACAGGAAAUCCUGGAGGACAACGCCCCGAUUUCUUGAUGCUCAGUUGCUUUGCCCUGCUUUGCUCUGGAUCGAACCUCACCAGGCUGCUCUGGGAUGCGUGCUCACACCUGGAGUCUCUGCUCACCCUUUCAGAGGCUCACAAAGACCAAGGAACUAAUUUCCAUGGACACUUCCUCCAGAGAUGGAAAUUGCUGGGACUCGCCCACUCCAUCCCCCCCCCCCACGCACCCCUCCCCCUAGUCCUGUAGGGAAGCAAGCUUGUUUUAACCUUACUCUUUGGAGAAAGCACGGACAUCCCAGGUGCUGUCCACCUCAGUCUUGACAAUGAGUCUAUAGCACAAAACAGUACCCUUCACCUGGCUGGUUGACCUGGCUGCCUCAGGAGCUGCCUUCACCGCAUACAUGACUGCUCACAUGUAACCAACACAGGGAAUUGUAGGGGAAUCUCACGAAUACGAAAUCCCGCUUUUCAAGAGUCCCAGUGUCAAUAAACGCUCUGUGGCUAGUGUCAAGGAUAACCCCUUGAGCUUUCAGACAUUUCUGUUCCUGCCUGGGAUUCGUCCCUUUGUUAUCCAUCCCAGACCUGAUGUUUUUCUAAGGUACUGAAACCCCCAAGUUGAUGUGUGUCCUGUGUUUUAAUGACAUUGUAUUUGUAAAGAAAUUUUGUAGUAUAAGUACCAUCUUACAGUGUUCCUGCCCCCAGCCAAUGACUAGCUAUUGGUAUGAAAAAAAAAAAAAAAAUCUUUGAAUUUUUGUAAAA